CCUUCAAGGUAUAGGCUAUCUACUGCAUUUUUUAAGAAUUAAAAAAAUGUGCUAAAAAUAUGGAGAGAACAAUAUGACGUGUCGUAGGAGAGGAGAAGAAAAAUGAGAGUAAGGAGAACGUGAAGAAGAAAAGAGGAAGAGCAAGUAGGGGUAGAGUAAGCACUGUAAGGUGAAACAGAGAAGCAGAAUGAUAAAAGAGGCAGCCAAUGCCGAGGGCAAGAACGCGGUGUCAGCGCAAGAAGAAGGAUAAAUGAAAAAAGAAAGAGGAAGCGAAGACAGAAGGAUAGAGAACAGAGGAAGAUAAAGUAGGGGAAAACAAAACCAAAAAAUAAAGGUGGAGGAGAAAGGGUACACAAACAUAGGGCUCAUAGGGAGAAUAGGAUUGAAAGAAAACAGAUAAAUGGAGAAAGGCGAAAAGGUAAGGUAGAAGAAGAGCGAGCGAUAUGAGGGGAAGAAGAAAGAGAAUACGUAUAAAAAAACAGAGAAGAAGGAACAGGAUGAAAAUAGAGGAAGAAUCAGAAGUAGAAGAGAGAGGAAUAUCAACCAAAAAAGAGGUAGAAGGAGGGAAAAAGUGAAGCAAAAAAAUGGGAAGAGGAAGGUAAGAGGGAAUUGUGAGGUAAGAAGAAAGAAAAUUUGAAUGGAUGCAUGAAAGGAAAGGGAAAUGAAGAGCUAAGAUAAGAAGGUAACAUAGAAAGGGCUAAGGGACAAGAGAUGUAAAAAUAACAAGAGAUUAGAGAAAGAAAAGAGAAUGAUCAGAAGACAAGAGGAUAGGGCGAAAGGUUUAAGAAGAAGAAAAAGUGAAACGGGGAUAGGGGAAAUGAAGAGAAUAAGAAAUGAGAGAAAGAAAACUGAGAUGAAGUGUGAAAGAGAAAAAGAAGGACGAAGAAGUUGACAAAGAUAAGAGUGAGGAAGGAGUAGGAAAGGAAAGGAAAACAAAAGUCAGAGAAAGGGCAAACAGGGAAAAAGCGUAAGAGAAACCAUAAAGGGGAAAAAGAGAAAGUGGCAGCGAAAUUCUUCUGGCGGGUAAGAGAAAGCAUGUGAAUAGUGUAUGAUAGCAAACGUCACGAAAAACUUUGCUUUACUUUUUGGUAUCAGGAGGACAGAUAGGUAAUUUUGGAUUUUCGUUUACGCUUAUAGAAGAUAUUGAAAAAGAACCAAGAGUGGUAGUGUGAUUCUAAAAAACACAUUUUAAUUAAGAUGGUAUUAGGCGCACAUAAAUCAGAAUUGAUGUCGGUUUCGUUAGGUAGUGCGUUUAGAAAAAGUGGAAAAUGAACAUAAAGGUAUAAUGCAGUUCUAAAUAUACCAUUUCAAUUUUGCAAAAUUAUCAGGAGCACAAAAAUUACGAUACUGGAGAUUCCCAAAUGUUCUAUUUUAUGGUCUCCUGAUUCUUAAUCGCCAGGUAAGUGGCAUUGGGCGCACAGAAAAUUUGGUUUAUUGUUUGGAAAAUUAUCAGGAGUACAGAAAUUAAGAUAUUGGGUGAUUGCAAAUGCAUUAAGAACCAAGAUUAUUAAAAUUUUCAGAUACCUAAUACUUACAAAUUGGAUUAUCUAAACCGUUACAUGGAAUCGGAGAAUUUACAUUAACUCCCUCCUGAUACUCCAUUCCCAGGAUGGCCAUAUUGGGCACAGAGAAAGAGCAUUAAGGUAUUCAGCACACUAUAAUUUUUACCGAUAGCGUAGAAACAAAGAUAUUUAAUGAUCGCCAACGUUACAUAGGAUUUAUUAUCUUAUAAUCUCCUGAUAAGUAAUCCCCAAGAAAGGGUGCAAAAAAAGAAAUUUAUUUCAUUUUUUGUUAACGCUUCUAGAAAAUAUUGAAAAGUAAAAUAAAGAGGACCCUAAGGAUCAUUGAGGUUCGGCACACUUAUCAGGAGCCCAUCAAUCUAGAUUUAGGCGGUUGCAAAUACCAUCAAAAACAUCUCUUUUUAAUACACAGAAAGGCGGUACUAAACGCAUUUAUUUUUUCGUUUUUUGGUUAAAAAAAAACAUUGAAACAGAGCAAAGAGUGAUAAUUAUUCAUGCUUAACAUAUCUGGCUGUGCAGUACUGCACGAGUUUUCCCGGGAAACAUCGGACUACCCGUGGUAAUGUGGUUCUUAUGUUUUAUAGUUCCCUGAUACUAGGUUACCCGAAAAACGGUAUACUUUUAGAAAAAUAUUAAAAAGGGAACAUAGAGAAGUACUGUGGUGCUAAGAAGUGCAUUUUAAAUCUGUAAAAAUGUCAGGAGCACAUAAAAAAUGUUUUGAAUGAUAGCAAACUGUAUAAAGGAUUCAUCAUGCUCUAUUCUCCUGACACUUGAUCCCUAAAAAAGUGAUGUUAAACGCACCGAAAUGUAUAUUUGAUUUAUUUUUUUGUUAACGCUUUAUUAAAAGUGUCAGGAGGACAGAAAUUGUAUGAUCGCAACUUCACUUUACUUUUCCGGAUACUUUUGUACUUCGAUUUUUGAAAAUAUUAAAAAGGGACCAACAGUGAUAAUGUGGUUCUUAUAUUUUAUGGCUUCCUGAUACCUAGUUACCAGAAAAGCGAUAUACUUUAGAGAAAUACUAAAAAGGAACAUAGAGAAAUAGUGUGAUGCUAAAGAGCGCACUUUAUAUUACAUAAAAGUAUCAGGUGCACAGAAAGAAGGAUAUUGUAUGUUCGCAAACGCCACGAAAAACUUGGCUGUACUUUUCCUGCAACUUAAUACUUAGAAAAGCGGUAUUAGGUAGGUGCACAGAAAUGUAAUUUUAUUUUUUCGGUUAUGAUUUUAGAAAAUAUUGAAAAGGAAGAAAUAAUUGUGCUGUGGAUUCUAAGAAGCGCGCUUUAAUGUGGGAGUCCGAAAAAAAACAGUUGUGCGCAAUUAUCAGGAGUACAGAGAUUAUGAAUUGGGCGAUUGCAAAUACCAUCACGAACCUAACAUUUUUUUUAAUACUUAGAAAAGCGAUACCAAGAGCGCUUAUUUUUUGGUUUUAGAAAACACUAAAAAGUAAAAAAGACUGAUAAUCUGGUUCUUAAAUUUUAUGUUUUCCUGACGCUUAAUUACGAGAAAAACGGUAACUUUUAGAGAAAUAUUAAAAAGGAACAUAGAGAGGUAGUGUGGUGCUAAGGAGCAACCUUUAAAUCUGUAAAAGUAUCAGGAGCACAUGAAUCUACUAUACACGUGGCCACUCGCGACCGACGAAAGCGCAUUUUCCCCGCACAGAAUCAGUAAUUACUCGGGAAGAAAGUGACUAAUCCAAAAAAUCUUUAGUCGUUCUGGUCUCGGGGCUGUGCUACACCAUAUAAGAAAGAAACCACAACGAAAAAGCUUACAGUGCAGAUGGACAGACAGAAGGAUAAAAGUGCGGACAAUAAAUGAUAACAAACAAAGGAUUCAUCAUUCUCUCCUGAUACUUGGUCCCCCAAAAAGUGAUAUUAGUUGCACUUUUUCUGUUAACGGUUUAUAAAAUUAUCAGUAGCGCAGAAAGAAGGAUAUUAUUGUAUGUUCGCAAACGCCACGAAAACUUGAUUGUACUUAUUACUUAUAAAAGCGGUAUCAGGAGUAGAGAAAUAUCAUUUUAAAUUCCGUUUAUGCUCUUAGAAGAUAUGAAAAAGGAAUAAACAGUGUUAUUGUGAUUCUAAGAAGCACACUCUAAUUAAGGUGGUAUUAGGCGCACAGAAAUCAAAAAUGAUUACGUUUUCGUUACGUAAUGCUGUUAGAAAAAAUUGGAACUGGACAUAAAGUUAUACUGUGGUUCUAAAAGGCACAAUUUAAGUUUGUAAAUUUAUCAGGAUUACAAAAGUAACGAUAUUGGAUGUUAUAAAGUAUUUAGGAGCUUAUAUUUUUUGGUACUUCAUCGCGGAGAAGUCGGUAUUGGGCGCACAGAAAAAAAUUUGACAGGGACACUAUGUUUCUAAAAAACACUGUCAUUUUUCAAAGGAGCAGGAGCAUAGAAAUUAAGACGUUGGGUGAUUGCAAAUGCAUUAAGAGUCUAUAUUGUUCAAUUUCUCCUGACACUUAAUAACUAUAAAUUGACUGAUCCCAAUUAUACGAAUUUAGGAACUUAUAGUUACUCCCUCCUGAUACUUCAUCCUCAGCAUGGCGGAAUUGGGCGCACAGAAACAACAACACUGUAAUUAAAAAAAUUAUCAGGAUCGUAGAAAUAAACAUAUUUGACGAUCGCAAACGUUACAAAAAGAAGUUAUUAUUUUAAAAUCUCCUGACACGUAGUCGUCAAAGGGCCCAAAAAAGAAAUUUGAUUAAUUACCGCUUUGAGAAAAUAUGGAACAGGCACAGAAAUAGGUAGUGGGGGACCCUGGGAAGAAUAGAGGUUCAGCACAUUUAUCAGGAGCACAGAAAUUAAGAUUUGGGCGGUUGCAAAUGCCAUCAAGAACCUAUCUUUUUUUUAAUACUCAGAAAUUAUUUGUUUCGUUUUUCGCUUUUAGAAAAUAUUGAAAAGGGACCAAGCAGUGGUAAUGAGGUUCUUAUAUUUUAUGAUUUCCUGAUACUUAAGUUACCUACCAGAAACGCGAUACACUUUAGAAGAAUACUAAAAAGGAACAUCGAGAGUGUGAUGCUAAGGGGCGCACUUUAUAUUACAUAAAAGUAUCAGGAGCACAUGAAAAAAUAUAUUUAAUGGAAGUUAUUUUUUCGUUUAUUGAAGAGGGAUUAGCUCUAAGAAAUGAGCAUUGAAUGAGCAGGCAAGUAUAGUGUUCUAAAAAACACAUUUUAGUUUUGUCAAAUUAUCAGGAGCACAUAAAUAUCGAUGUUGGAUAUUCUCAAAUGUGUAAAACGAUUUAGAAGCGUAUAUUUUAUGUUGCCCCAAUACUUAAUCUCCAGGAAUGCCCUAAGAAUGUGCACAGGUUGACGGCAGACUUGGGAAGAGGAUAGUUGCUGAAAAAAACAGAAGUAUCCACCGUUUAGUUUUCGUCAAUUACCGAACAAUAACUCUUGCAAUAACGGUCCAGCUAAUUACGCAACUCUCAUUAAAAUCGUUAAGCGAUUAUUACGCGGAUCCCUCUUCCUGAAGAGUAACUCUGAAAAUUGCGGGCAUACAUUAGCAUUUUUUGUUUUUUUUUUAAUUUGCGACGACGACGCGCGCCGCGAAUUUCUCCUCGUAGUUUUUAUUGGGCGCAUAAAAUCUUGCUUAGAAAUUUUUGAAAGUUCAUGACCUAAAACAUUGUUUUUCCAUCGCUAAUCGGUCAAUUACGAUUCCGUUUGUUUACCGAAAAUGGCGCGCGGUCGCCGUUAGGCCGAGAAGAUUCGCAGGUGGGUAAAAGUAAUCCUUUUUUUAUUAUUAAAAACGAAGUGAAUGUAAAAGUUAUUUCCAUAAAGUCUAAGAGUGAAUCUUCAGUUUAUAGGGGGGAAUUUGCUAUUUAAACUAUGCGGCGCGUUUAUGGAGAUAUCAUUUGAUCAUAGUUUUAGUGCCGGCUUAGGAUGAGACCUAUUGUGAUUGUCGCAGCGGUGCUAGCCCUGGCUAAUGCCCGACCCGAGCCACCCUCCUCGUACGGGCCACCCUCAAGUUCGUACGGCGUGCCAACGGGGGGCGGAUUUGGAGGUAGCGGAAUAGGUGGAGGAUUCGGGGGCGGUCACGGCGGCGGCGGCGGCGGAGGUUUCGGUGGAGGAGGAAGUUUCGGCGGUGGAUUCGGAGGAGGUAGCGGAUUCGGGGGAGGCGGCGGAUUCGGCGGCGGCAGCGGAUUCGGCGGCGGAGGUUUCGGCGGUAGCGGCGGAGGCGGUUUCGGAGGAAGUGGCGGAGGUGGAUUCGGAGGCGGCGGAUUCGGAGGCGGCGGUGGCGGUUUCGGAGGCGGAGGUUUCGGAGGUGGCACCACCGUGCAAAAGCACAUCUACGUCCACGUACCUCCACCGGAACCGGAGGAAUUCCGACCGCAAAGACCCAUCCCCAUCCAGCAGGCCCAGAAGCAUUACAAAAUCAUCUUCAUCAAGGCACCAAGCGCGCCCACUCCGACCGCCCCAAUCAUACCCGUACAGCCACAAAACGAGGAGAAGACGCUCGUCUACGUCCUGGUGAAGAAACCAGAGGAGGCGCCUGAAAUCGAAAUACCAACGGUGGCGCCGACGCAGCCAAGCAAACCAGAAGUCUACUUCAUCAGAUACAAGACCCAGACGGGCGGAGGCGGCGGUGGCGGUAUCGGUGGUGGAAUUGGAGGCGGAAUCGGCGGCGGAAUCGGAGGAGGAAUCGGCGGAGGAAUCGGAGGCGGAAUCGGAGGCGGAAUCGGAGGUGGAAUCGGAGGCGGUCACGGUGGCGGUAUCGGAGGUGGUCACGGUGGCGGUCACGGUGGCGGACACGGCGGUGGACACGGAGGCGGACACGGAGGCGGCGGUAUUUCCGGUAGCUACGGACCGCCGGGAAAAUCCGGCCCGUACUAAGUCGCAACCUACCUCAAAACGUCUGGCCUUGCAAAAGUACCCUUUUGCUAGGCUACCCCCCUGAUGCCAGUACGUUUCCUCUUACCAAACGGUGAUUUCUUUGACUGAUACGCCCCUAAUCGCAGCAAAUUCCAAUUGCGAAAAUUUGGGGUGUAAAUCAGUAUUGUAUAUAGUGCAAUACGUUUAUAUAUAGUAUUAUUAUAAGUGUAAUUAUUAUUAUUUAAUUAAAGUAC
Photinus pyralis (common eastern firefly) is the source of this 6574-nucleotide messenger RNA. Its product is annotated as glycine-rich cell wall structural protein-like. NCBI's taxonomy places the organism in Eukaryota, Metazoa, Arthropoda, Insecta, Coleoptera, Lampyridae. The transcript has 5 exons. The coding region runs from base 5391 to 6341 and encodes 316 amino acids. The record is from RefSeq and is a predicted model, not a curated record.